Folsomia candida is the source of this 2716-nucleotide messenger RNA. RefSeq lists its product as uncharacterized. The coding region runs from base 1031 to 2605 and encodes 524 amino acids. The transcript has 6 exons. Gene Ontology annotation, molecular function: protein binding. The record is from RefSeq and is a predicted model, not a curated record. NCBI's taxonomy places the organism in Eukaryota, Metazoa, Arthropoda, Collembola, Entomobryomorpha, Isotomidae.
UGUGAGUCAGCAAGGCACGCUACUUCAGACAAGGAAAUGAAAUAAAUUUCCAAACUUUAAUUAAUCGAAGUGAGAAAAAAUUGGUGAGUUUUUACAAAUUAAUUCCAUUGCUAAUUCCGGAUUGGAUUUUAAUUUGUGGCUCCAAGAUUUACACAAUUUCCAAACUACUCACUUAAAUGGAAGGCUUCGUUAUACUUAUAAUUAAAUUAUAAUCAAUUGUUAAAAUUCAAAACACCAGUUUAGUGAAACUAAUCCUCCAGUUAAUGACGCCGUUAAAUUAUUGGGAUCGAGAAUUUUCCAAAUAAUGGCAGUCAACUUAAUCCAACCUCCGGAUGGUGUUUUUCGAGCCAAAUUCAACACGGACUCGGAUACUCGGCCGGUUAUCUUGAAUUAUGUGGAUCGUUGUUCCGUCGAGUCAUUAAUAAUCAUUUUUUAUAGUUUUAAUUUUCAUGAAAAUAUUAAGUAUGUAUGUAUGUGAAAUUAUUUUAUGUCGAUUUCCAUGCAAGUUUUUAGUAUGCAGUGUAAUGUGAGAAUGUUUAGCGGAUUUUAUGAAUUUGUUCUCGAAUGUUCGAUUCUAUUUUUAGAACAUUCUUUCUUUGUCUUUGGGCAGUUCGAGCCCGCAGUUUUUAGAAGUAAGCUUUUGUCUGUGUGCGAGUAAGCACGUAUAUUCGUAUAGAAUCUCUGGUACUGUACACAUCAUUCCUCUCCGGUUUAAUAGUGUCAGUUGAAUAAAUACCGUAAUUUGGUAUGAUAAAUGUUUGGUCAACCUAGUGCAAUAAUUUACAACUAUUAGCACUACUCUGAGUUAUCGCGAGAAUCACGACCGCACAAUCGUCAAAAGUACACCAUUGGCGAUACGUACACCUCGUGGGAGACGCAAGGCGAAUUUAUCUUCUUCAGGACGAAGGGCAUCACGUGGAACUGGAGUUUCGGGUUGGAAAUCUUAUGCGAUCUUGGCUCGUAUUGGGUCAAACCUGUCAAUGGGAACGGAAUCGGAAUUUUAAAAAACGGCGUAAAACUAAAUGACAAAAUGAAGCUAAAUUUUGGCGACAUAUUCACCGUGACGAAGCUCCGCAACGAUAUUUCUGGUGGACUUGCCAUCUUUACGUUUGAGCGACGGAGCUACCCUGAGAAUUGGGAAGCCUCUGAUAAGAUUAGUACCGCCGACACCACCAGUGCUGCUGGAUCAAACGUCACACAUUUCACACUGGAUCGAAAUCACUUGAUUUUCUCCAAAAUUAUGUCCUAUCUCUCCGUCCGAAGUUUAAAGAACGCUCGACUAGUUUCUCGAAAGUGGAAAAAACAAGUGACUCCCAUCCUGCGAAAGAAAUCCGCUCUAACUUUUGAUGAUCCACGUGCUCCCAACGCUUCUCGGAAAUUUUUGCGCUACGUUCAUGACAUAAAAAAGGUGACAAAAUGGCCCCACUGGAAGAUAAGCUUUCCAGCCCUUCCAGCCAAAGGGAACGACAAGGAAAAUUGGAGAAAUAAGUAUGUCACCGAUCUGAACUGGUUUCUACAGCCGAAGAGGGACCCCCUCAUUAAAACCCUUUCCUUAAAAGGGGCACCGACUUUAUCCUUAAAAGAGAACAUCAAAUCCAACCACGAUUACAGGUUAUAUCUCGGCACCGUUUCUCAAUUAAAAGACACCUUGGAAGAAUUAUGUCUUGAUGUCAGUAUGCGAAUUUGGAAGAACGAUGGCACCGAGAAGAAAUACUAUUCAACUCGGCCAGACCUACGUUUCAACAAAUUGCAGAAAUUUUCUCUAGUGCUGGAUGAUCUCUGCGAAUUAAAUCUGGACACGGUGACCGCUAACUGGAUGGAAACUUGGGCUGACGCGAUUACCCGGGUGAUCUCCUUGUCCAUUGUGGGCGCUCGUUUCCUGGGGACAAGAUUUGUCCAAGAGUUGGGAACAACGGGAACUGCGCGGUAUCAAAAUUUGAGAGAAAUCCUGAUAACUUGCAAGCCAGAGGAUGCCAUCAAUUUUCUCAUUGGGGUGAACCAGCCUCUGACGAAGGUGACGUUGACGUUACCCUUGCAAAAUCGACAUCUUCCCGAAUUUGAGAAUUUGCUCAAGAAAUUCGCCCCAUCCUUGGAACUGCUUGACUUUCGUGUCGCCACGGAUGGAAUGGAAGAAAAGUCGCGUUUCGUCCUGCAUCUGCCAUGUUUUCCUAAAUUGAAAAGCUUAGAUUUUCAUUUUGGAACUUUCAAAGAUACGCCGUACUACACUGGACCGGAUUGUGUGGAUUGUCGUGUCAAAAACGUGGCAAGGGUAGGCCUCGAAUUUCCUCCACGUGACCAUGUCAAUAAUGGUAUCGACUAUGGACGCCACCUUCCCGAGAUUCGUUCCAUCGUCGUGACGCCAUACAUGGAGGACGAAGAUGUUGAUGGGGAUGAAGACGAUUUUUGGGAAACGUACAGCGAUCUGAUGGACAGUCUAGUUCCCCUGGAAAAAGGACAAUGUUGUAAAACUCUGAAAAAUUUCGAUAUUUUGAGGCGUAAUAUUGAACCUGAAACGAAAUAUCGUCAAGCUUCCCGACUCCAGGGAAUAUUUCCAAAUGUUAGGAACGAGUGGAUGGACAGAUUGAGGGGGAAAAUUGAUAAUUAAAGGAGCGAUUGUAUUGAUACAUUUGAAGUUACUUUUAUUUAAGGAGUUAGUUAAUACUAAAUAUAUUUACCUCUGUGAAGUGGAGUUACAUGUAUAUAUGUCAAAUAUUUA